UGAAUGGUGGCCGACUUCGAAGAAAAGCUGCAGCUGCAACUGUAACUGCAACUUGCGCAUCCCCCUCCCCUCGCAAUCUCAUCUCAUUCAUUGAUUGAUUGUUUCUACUUUCCAAAAUGAUAAAUUAUAAUGCAACUAGCUCCAGAAAAUUUCAAUUCUCCAAUUUAUUUAUAUAUGUACCGGCGUGGCUGCGUUGGUAGAGUAGUUACUGUUAUUGCCAUCGGAUUUUGGAGAAAUUUGCGCCGGAAAACCAUGCCUUCUUCGGUUCAGAUUCGCCGGAUCGAUGUCAUAACCGGUGGCGGUGGCGGAGUGCGCCAGAAGCAGCAAUCCAAGCCGAUCUGGUAUUGUCCUGUGUCGGAUGAGGAUCGAUCGGUGCCUGAGAAUGUGGUGCGCCGCCAUACGCACGCGGUGGCGGAGAAUCAGUGCUGCUCGGCGGUGGUGCGCACGAUCGACGCCUCGGUGGACGCGGUGUGGUCGGUGGUGCGGCGGUUCGACAAGCCGCAGGCGUACAAGCAUUUUGUGAAGAGCUGCGACGUUAUCGUUGGGGACGGCGACGUCGGAACUCUGCGCGAGGUGCGCGUGGUGUCUGGACUGCCGGCAGGGAAGAGCACUGAGAGGUUGGAGAUUUUGGACGAUGCGGAGCACGUGAUGAGUUUCAGCGUGGUCGGCGGCGAUCAUCGGCUGCACAACUACCGGUCGGUGACGACGCUCCACGCGGCGGAGGGGAGGAGCGGCGGUACGGUGGUGGUGGAAUCGUACGUGGUGGACACGCCGGCGGGGAACACGCCGGAGGAAACGUGUGCGUUCGUGGAUACCAUCGUGAGAUGCAAUCUGCAAUCGUUGGCUCAGAUCGCCGAAAAAUUCCGAGUAAAUUAAAAAUCUAUCUCUAACAUCUAAUUAAUAUGGUUGCUGCUGCAUUCAGUUCUUACUUGAGAAUCAAUUAAUCAAUAUUGACGAUGCACAGAAUCGCUUUGGUUAUUCUAUUCAUCCUCCCCAUCAGGAUUUGGUUUGAUCUCAAACGUGUGAGAUUUGUAUGUAUCUGUGUAUAUUUUGUGAGUGACUUUCAAUUAAAGCUUUUUCUAAUUUAACCUUGGAUGGGAUUAAGCAUAAGAUACUUAAGCUGAUGAUGACCCAAAGUUAUUGUAAACACAUUUCUAAUCAUUCAAAUUUGAUUGUAUUGUGCAAUUUACCCCUAAUUUGGUGAUGCUUGUUUAUAUU
Molecule: messenger RNA, 1218 nt
Organism: Andrographis paniculata
Lineage: Eukaryota; Viridiplantae; Streptophyta; Magnoliopsida; Lamiales; Acanthaceae
Product: abscisic acid receptor PYL4-like
Exons: 1
Coding region: 130-876 (248 amino acids)
Biological process (GO): abscisic acid-activated signaling pathway
Cellular component (GO): cytoplasm; nucleus
Molecular function (GO): protein phosphatase inhibitor activity; abscisic acid binding; signaling receptor activity
Source: RefSeq, a predicted model, not a curated record